AUGAAACAAAUUGAAAUCGACAAAGAAUCAGACCAACCAACAAUUCAAGAAGAAACCUUGUUAAAGACUGAAUAAUAUUUGUGUCCAGCCAAUAGAAAUCAUAAAUUGUAAAGUCUUGACAAAUUAUUAUCUCAUCUACAUACAUGCAAAGAAGUUAAAUUGGCUGACAAACCUCGAUUCGUAUACUAUUGUUAAUAUUAUCAAGGCCAUUGUUUUUUGACAACAGAGGACCGAGAGAAACAUGAAAGGACUUGCCAAUGGAGAAUAGGGUUAAAAAAGUAACCUGAUCCCACAGCCAACAAGUAUUCAAUCAUCUAGCCUCUGGGCAAACCGAUUAAUCCUCAGCAACAGCAAAAACCUGUUGCUUACACAGAUUAGCAACAAAGAAAUUAUGAGUAUGCCAUCAAGAAAGGUUUAAUCAAGAAGAAGGCAUAUGAUGAAUACAUACCCGAGGAUGGGUUCGAAUUCAACAAGGAUUUUAAGAAAGUGGAUGAGUUGAUGAAAUUGUAAAUCUAGAAAAACAUUUCAGAUUAAAAUUAGAAUAAUAUACAGUUUACAUUUAAAACCCAUUUUUUUAUGGUCCAGCCUCAAAACAAGUAAUUGAUCGAAUUUCUGAUAAAGAGAAUCCCUUAUAAUCUGUACUUUAGGAAACAUAAGUUUUAUAGAGAAGAGGAGAAGAAUUAAAUUGUCUAGAAGUUUCUAAUGAAGGAGAAGAAGAGGGAGUAGAGAAGACAAAAGGGCAAGCCUGAUAUUAAAUAUAAUAUGGUUAAUCAGAUACCCAAUGAUAUCCUAUUGAGUUUGUUGAAUUUCAAUACAUAUGAAGAUUAUUUAGACAAAUAGAUGGAUGAAUUCGUAAAUUGUAAGAAGAUGGAAGAGGAAAAUGUUCUUACGUCUACGUAUUUGAUGACCACAGGCAAAAAGGCGAUUUUCAUUCUUUAGAUUGGCAGGGACUUCAAGGAUAUCUUCGGUAGGAAUAUCAACCUAUUGGAUUUUAAGGCUAUAUUUGCAGAUUUCCUAGCAUUUUCGUUUAAAAGGGAUGAGAAUAUGAAUAAGCAGAUUGAGCCAUAUCUAACUUAAACAUCAGAACAUGUAGAGAGUGGUAAAAAUUAAAAACAAAAUUAAAACAUUUUUGAGGAAGAGAUAGACAUUUAAUAGUAGAGAUUGAUAGGAGAAUUGAAGGCUAAACUUGAGAUAUAGAAAUAAAAGAACCAGGAGGAUAAAAGUCAGUUGGAAAGAAAUCAAAGGGAAUUGCAGGAGUUGAUUGAGAAGAAAAAGUGUUUGAUUUAGAAGGAAUCAGAUAUUGAACAAUAAAUAAAGAGAGUCAAUGCUUAAAUCAAUUCAUAUCAUUCAAAGAUAAAAUCAUAUAAAUAGGAGUUGGAAUUGAAGAAUCAGGAAAAAAUAAAAAUCUUAUAUGAUUAGAAGGAGAAAGAAUUGAACGAGUUUAUUGAUGCAUUGAAUCAGUAGGUGAAUCAAUAUGAGAGCAGUCAAUAGGAGAUUAAGGAUGAGAUCUAGAGUUUGAAGGAGGAAAAGCAGAAGUUGAAAAGUACAAUUAAUAGAUUACAACCGUUUAAAUUAUAAUUGGAGAGAUAAUUGGAGGAUCUUCAAAAGCAGGAAAGCAGUGUCCCUUAGUAGAUGACUUAGUCAGAAUAUUAUACUGGGAAUGAAUUUGUGUUUGACAUUUCUGAUAAAAUAAAAUGUAAGGCGUGUAAGAUAAGAAAAAUAAAUGUUGUUUAUAUUCCUUGUGGAGAUGCAGCAUUGUGUAAGAUUUGCCACGAAAAGUUUGAAUAGUUGUUACCUCAUGUCUGUCCGAUAUGUGAGCAGUUUGUAAAAAGAGUUUAUCAUUUUAUGUGGGAAAAUGAAGGAUGA
This is a messenger RNA of Paramecium tetraurelia, 1866 nucleotides long. RefSeq lists its product as uncharacterized. NCBI's taxonomy places the organism in Eukaryota, Ciliophora, Oligohymenophorea, Peniculida, Parameciidae. The transcript has 5 exons. The record is from RefSeq and is a predicted model, not a curated record.